AUGACGAUGAUGACGGCUUCGUCAGCCGGCAAUGCCUCACUAGAACCCAGGACCGUCAAUGUCGAUCGUCUGCGCCAGCUCCGCAACUCCGUAAUCGGGAGCCGUACGAAGAAGUCCGAGGUCGUGGCGCAGGGAAAAGUGCCGGCCCUCGUGCGGAUUUUGUCGACGCCCUUGGAGGACAGAAGCGAUGGGGCCGAAAUCAAGAGUCUGGCCGCGACCAUUAUCGGUUCUUUGGCCCAUGAUGCCCCUCCUCCGACGCUCCUGUCGCUCUGUCGGGCCAAUGCCACGCAGUCGAUCCUAGACGCCCUCUCUCAGCUCGCUAGUGCUCCAUCGACGGCAGACCCCCUCGAAGGGCAAACAGCAGCAGAAACGGCCACCAGCUCGGAAAGCCGCCUGUCUUCCGACGAUCUCAAGCUCAUUGAAUCUUAUCUCCGCGCACUGCGCUCUCUGGUCGUCGCACUGGCCGAUGAAGUGUCUCCGGGAAGCCGCUGGCAGCGCUUGCCAGGCGUAGGCUACCGAUACAAUCAAGCAAUCAUGCAGAGCCUUGCGGACCAGAAUGGUAGUUCGUCAGGGCUGCACGCUUCAGUGCUGGGAAAGAGCUCGAGGGAGGUCAUUGGGUGGCAUAUUGCCGACGCAGGAUUCCCACAAAAAGGCAUGCAUACCGCGACAAAGAGCGCGGCAAAGAAGCAGAGAGGGGACGGGGAUGGCGAUCUGAAGAUGAACUCGGCCUCUUCGUCAGAUUUGCGAAGGGAUGCUGCGAGGGACAAGGAGCACGAAUGGAGAUCCGAAGAAGAGCAAGCGUUUAAUUCGCCUCACGCUGAACUCGUCUGGCUCGCCCGGAAAGCCAUCGCUGCUGCCUUCGCGUCGCACAACCUGCCCCUUUGGCUCGGCACGCUGUUCGUUGCUCGGCUUCCUGUUUCAUCGUUCAAAGCACCAGCAUGGACGACGAAGAGCCGUGGUGGAAGCCGGCCAGGGACGAGGCCUGGCAGCCCGGGGAGACCAGGCGCAACAGCCUCGAACAGCCGACCUGGAUCUAGCAGGGGAGCCGAAUCGUCGCCCGCUGUUGGCCUACCAGCUCAUUCGAACCAGGUCAAGGUCUUGGCCAUCACCGAGAUGGUCUCUGGGGUCCUCUCUUCUGGCUUGUGCAUCGCUUCUACCGAUGUCGAUGCGGCAGAAGCCCUUUCCUCGUCCACUCAGGACUACACGCCGGUCCUCAUCCUAUCUCAGCGCCGGAGGGCAGUGCUCGAAUUCACCGCUGAUCAGUCACCUUUCUGGGCAGGGCGGUCAGCCACAACAGUUCCCGCCCGUGCUGCUCUCCACCACGAGGACGCAUUCUUCGCUGCUAAUGACGAAGCAGAACGCGGGCGAGACGGAGCAGGUCUAGCGACGCAGGCUAGCUUCGUGAAGCGCGGAAAGAGCUCUGAGAAUCACGCCCAGGGAGUUGCGAUGGACGAGGGAGACGACCAGGCCUUUGCCAACCUCGUCGAUGCGCAUAGGGGCGCACUGGAUGUGCUCCUCGAAGCAACCGAAUGUGGCUAUGCAAAGACUCAGGAGGCCGCCCUGUGGGCAUUGACGGAUCUGUCGAGGGAAAACACAGAGACGAGCGCAAAGCUCUUCAACUGUCUGACUCCUUCGGGCCUGAUCCCGACGUCGAUGCUUCUCAAUCUCAGGAAAGACCCAUCUGCCUCGGUCCGUCUUGCUGCCUUUUGCUGUUUGGCGCAUAUCAUAAAAGUACACCCAUUCACCCCAAAAACCAACGAGUGCGUCCUCGCCGUCCUUGUCGAGCUGCUCGAUUAUCCCAGCGAGAUACAAGCGACGGCAGCAUUUGCACUGGCACGCCUCGUGGCCGACGACUCCGAGCUACAAGCGCUGGCUUGUGAGCAGUAUGACUGCAUCGCAAAGCUGGCGGCGCUGCUGGACAAGAGCAAGAACGCAGCCACGGCUCUGCCGCCCGAUUCACCACUGGAAGCGCAGCAGAAGGCGGCUCUGGUCGACGAGCAGCUGAUCCGGCUGCGCGAGGCUUCUCUGGUAGCGUUUGCUGCGCUCAGCUUCCAACGCGAUGAGAUACGUCGCAAGAUUGUCGACCACACGGCGCCUUCUCUGCUCCCCAUUGUUGUUUCGUCGUUGACGGCGUCGCAUUUGGGCGUCCGCGUAGCCGCUUGCCGUCUGGUGCGAGCCCUUUCACGGAGCAUCUCGAUCUUGCGUACCUCGCUCGUCGAUGCCGGCGUGGCGAGCAAGCUGCUCGACAUUAUCAAAACCGGGCCGGUUGAGGAAGGAUUCGAGAUCAAGAGUGAGGCAACUGCGUCGCUGUGCAACCUCGUCGUCAAAUUCAGUCCCAUGAAGCAAUUCCUUGUCGAAAGCGGGGGAAUCAACGACUUGCUCGCGCUCUGCAGCUCUCCGGAUGCAGGCCUGCGGCUAAAUGCGCUCUGGGCCAUCAAGAAUAUCCUCUACUGCGCCGAUACGGAGACCAAGCGGUCGGUGACACAAGGAUUUGACUGGGACCGGCUCAAGGUCAUGUGCCGGGAUGUCGAAGCAGGUACACUCGCAAUUCAGGAGCAAGCGCUCAAUAUUGUCCGCAACCUGGCGUCGUCGAACCCGGUCGACAUCGACCUGACUAUUCAGGGUAUGGGUGGGGCAGAUGAGCUCUUCUCACUGAUCGAAGACGUCGUGUGGCACAGGCCCAGCGACGCAGCUCUCGAACAAGUCGCAUACAUUCUUGUCAACCUGGCCACGGGUACAGAAGAGCAUCGCCGCAUGUUGCUUGCUCGGCCUAAUCUCUUGGACGCCACUGUCUUUUUCUUAAACCACCCAAAAGUCGAGAUUCGAGUAGCAGGUGUUUGGGUUGCAUCGAAUCUGACGCAACCCACCCGGCCUGCGUCGUCUGCCAAUCCGACCAGCUCCCCCUCCGUUGCCACGGCAACGCCCAACCCUACCGCUCCGGGCAACGCGCCUGCUGUUUUACCGUCGCUGGACGUGUGCAGCGAGGCCAUUGUCCGGCUCAAGUCAUUUGGAUUCGACACAAGGCUUCGUACCCUCAUCGACGAUCCAGAGAGGGACGUCUCGGAUCGGGCGUUGUCCUUGCUCACCCGGUUUGAAUGA
Molecule: messenger RNA, 3099 nt
Organism: Acaromyces ingoldii
Lineage: Eukaryota; Fungi; Basidiomycota; Exobasidiomycetes; Exobasidiales; Cryptobasidiaceae
Product: ARM repeat-containing protein
Exons: 5
Coding region: 1-3099 (1032 amino acids)
Biological process (GO): proteasome-mediated ubiquitin-dependent protein catabolic process
Cellular component (GO): GID complex
Molecular function (GO): protein binding
Source: RefSeq, a predicted model, not a curated record